AUGGAUUUCACGUAUUGUGAGUUCCCCAGCACCGUCUCCAUCGACACCUUCCAGGCCUAUUUCAAUCUCAAGGAUGUCAAGCUGCCCAAAGUCAGCGGUAAAUCAUGGGACACAAGCCACACCCCGACCCAUACCCAGACCCAGAACGAAGCCCACGAAGGCCAGACAAAUCAAGCGAAAAGUCUGCGACAUCUUGUGCUCGAUGCCAUCGUGCAGAACUGGAGCGAGUUGCCGCUGUACGGGCAAUUGGGACGGCGCGAGGACCGUAACUAUAUACUCAGCCAUCUGGACACCCAGCUGCCGCUGCAGUUGCUCAGCUCGCACAUCCGUGAUGACUUCUUUUGGGAGCGGGGCUACGAGCAGCGCUGGCGGGCGGCACCUUUGCAGGCGCGCGGCAGGGAACGGCCUUGGAUUAACAUCUACAUGGAGCGACAUGUGCAGGAGUUUAUUGAGAAUAUGCAAACCGGCGACUACGAGCAGGAGGGCAACGUGCAGGCCACCUUGGACAUCUGUGCGGCGUACAUAAAUCAAUUGGAGAUAAAUUUCCUCCAGCCCUCGCCAGCCGCCACCGAGGGAAAUGAUCACAUUCCGCUUGAUUACCUGCUGAGCAAUCUGCCGGACUUACGCCAACUGCGACUGAGCUACAGCACCAAGACGGCUGGCUGUAAUUACCAAACGGGCUGCAACCAAUUGACACCCAGGGACAUUCUGCUCCUGGCCAAGGGGCUCAGCCAGUGCCAUGAGCUGCGCCAGUUCUGUCUGCACAACACCAAACUGCUGCCAUAUCAGAUGCGUUACCUGGCCCACAGUUUGGACAAGGGCUGUCAUCAUCUGAGCGAAUUGUCCUUCAUCCACUGUGCGGUGGGGGAUGCGGGCAUUCGCGGCUUUCUGGAAACCUGUGGCAGGGAGUCCUUUGGCACUCUAACUGUCUUGGAUCUGACCAACAAUAAGAUCACUGAAGAAGGAGCUUACAUCCUCAGUCGCACCCUGAGGCAUGUGCCCCUCCAGCGACUGGUGCUGCGUCUGAAUCCUAUACAGAGCGACGGGGCAGCCGCCAUCUUCCACACCCUCCAGGCCAUGCCCAUCAGGGAGCUGGAUCUGGGAUCGUGUUCCAUUACGGAGACCAUUACCAAGCUUUUCAUGAUGCUAACUUGUCAGCACACGACCCUGCUGGACAUCGAUAUAUCCAACAAUGCCUUGGGGGAGGACUUUGGCAAAAAUGUGCUUAAGAUCAUCAUCUGCAAUAAAAUUCUUGAGAAAUUGGAUCUGCGCAACACGGGUCUGUCGUUGGAUCUGCGUCAGAAAUUCCAAGAAUUUCUCAUCAAGAAUAUUGAACGGAAAAAAGACCGGGCCUUGAAGAAGAAACAACGCGAUAAGUUUAAAUCCAUGCUGCACAUAUAA
Drosophila obscura is the source of this 1401-nucleotide messenger RNA. Its product is annotated as dynein regulatory complex subunit 5. Bases 1 to 1401 code for a protein of 466 amino acids. The transcript has 6 exons. The record is from RefSeq and is a predicted model, not a curated record. Gene Ontology annotation, molecular function: protein binding. Lineage: Eukaryota; Metazoa; Arthropoda; Insecta; Diptera; Drosophilidae.